AUGGGAAGCUGUUCUGGACUAUGUUCAAAAAUUACUGUUGAUAAACCAAUAAUACUUAAUGUUUCAGAGAUUGAAGUUAUUGAAGCAGCCCUUAGUGAUGAAUAUUAUCAUCUAUCAGCGUAAAUGUCAUAACAAGUGGAGGAUAAACAAAUAUUGAGAUUAGAAACUGGUGCAAUAUAUGAAGGAGACCUAUUAAAUGGAGCCAGACAUGGGAGAGGAAAGUAAACUUGGCCAGAUGGUAAUUAAUUUAAUAAUAAAAGGAUCUUAUUAUAUAGGAGAUUUUGUAAAUGAUAAAGCCUAAGGUUAUGGAAAAUUGGUGAAUAUAAGUGGGAAUAUUUAUGAAGGUUAAUGGAUGGAUGAUAAGGCAAAUGGAAUAGGGAAAUUUAUAAGUACUGAUGGAUCAUACUAUGAAGGCGAAUGGUUGAAUGAUAAAUAACAUGGAUUAGGAAAAGAAUAAUGUUCAAGUAAAAUUAUAAGACAUAAUUAUGUAGAUGGUACUUUCUAUGAAGGAGAAUUUUAUAAGGGUGCUAGACAUGGAAAGGGAAAACUAGUUACAAAAGAUAGAUGUCAAUAUAUUGGAACUUUUGAAAAUGGAGUAAUCAGCGGAAAAGGUAUGUAUGUAUAUCCAACUGAGAUAAGGUACAUAUAAAUGGGCAGAUGGGAAAACUUAUGAAGGAGAUUUUAAAUAAGGUUAAUUGUGGGGUAAAGGAAUAAUGAAAUGGGAAGAUGAUCGAGAAUACAUAGGAGAGUUUAAAGAAGAUAAAAGACAUGGAAUUGGAACUUACAAAUGGAAUGGGAGAAAAUAUAUGGGAGAAUGGUUAAAUGGUUAAUAACAUGGAAAGGGUGUUUAUAUUAGAGAAGAUGGACAACAAAGAGAAGGAAUCUGGCAAUAUGGAAUUAGAAUUAGGUGGAAUGAUAAGUUAUAAACGUAAUAAGAGUAGGAAACAACUCAAAACUGA
This is a messenger RNA of Paramecium pentaurelia, 959 nucleotides long. Lineage: Eukaryota; Ciliophora; Oligohymenophorea; Peniculida; Parameciidae. The record is from the annotation of a GenBank genome assembly.